UGACCUGCUGUCUCUGGCCUGGCAGCUAUCGUGGAGCUAUUCAGUGAUCAUAGAACAGCUAGUGUUGUAGCUGGCUAGGUAGCGAAGUUUCUACCAAAAAGAGCCCCAGUCCACUAGUAUAAUGCUGAAGUGUAGAACGAUGUGGAGAAGGCUGGCCCCGCUCACCAGAGCCUCCUCCACUUUGUGCCGGCAAAACACAAGGAGAGCAGUGUUGAACAACGAGAGAAGCCCGGCCUUGGUUCCUCUGGCACGCAUGUCAUCAGAAGCUCCAGCAGGUGGCAACGAAAACAAAAUCUAUUUCCUCCUGGUAGGAGCAGCCUGCCUCGGGGGAGGAAUAUAUGCAUACCGUACCAUCAAAGGAGACAAAGAUAGAUAUAAUGAUCGACUUGAAGAAAUAGCUUCCAGACCAAAUAAGUCUGCCCCAGAUCAGCCAGAAACAUACCUGUCAACGGAGUCACCAGUGGAACCAGCUGUUGAAACUACUGAAGAAACGUCACCAGAAGCCACUGCUGUGGAAUCACCCGAUCCUGCCACGACAGUAGAGGAGGAGAUUGCCGCUGAGCCAGUGGUAGAAGCAGCCCCAGAAGAGCCAGACGAGACUGCAGCAGCUCCUGUGGUAGAGAGCGAACCGGAACCAGAAUCCCCCCCGGAGGAUCUGUCUGAGCCGCCGGUUGUCCCAGCGCAGAGCGAACCAGACACAGCCGCAGAACCGCCCUCUUCGGAGCCCACAGAACAGUCUCCUGUAGUGGACAGCGAGCCUCCGCCAGCAGCUGAAAGCCCUCCUGCAGAGAGCUCCGAGCCUCAAUCUGCAGCAGAGACAGAGAGUGCUGCGGCAGAAGAACCCAGCGCCGCCCCUGUCACUGAGCCCCCUGCACCCGCCCCCCUCCCGGUCCCCCCUCACGCCCCCUACCUCCUGAUCGGAGGGGGCACUGCCUCCUUCGCAGCUGCCAGGUCGAUCCGGGCCAGGGACCCAGGAGCCAGGGUGUUGAUAGUCACUGACGAGUGGGAUCUCCCGUAUAUGAGGCCCCCGCUGUCCAAGGAGCUGUGGUUCUCUGACGACCCGGGGGUGACCGACACCCUGCGCUUCAAACAGUGGAACGGGAAGGAGAGGAGUAUUUACUUCCAGCCGCCCUCGUUCUACGUCAGCCCUGAGGAGCUGGACAAGGCGGAGAACGGAGGGGUCGCCGUGCUGACAGGGAAGAAGGUGGUGCACAUGGAUGUGAGAGGAAACAAAGUGAGACUCAGUGAUAACUCAGAGAUCUCCUACGACAAGUGUCUGAUUGCAACAGGUGGUGUGCCCCGGAAUCUGCAGGUAAUAGAGAGAGCUGGAGAGGAAGUGACUAAGAGGACCACACUUUUCAGAAAGGUGGAUGACUUUAAGGCUCUGGAGAAGGUCUCCAGAGAAAUCAAAUCCAUAACCAUCAUUGGAGGAGGGUUCCUGGGAAGUGAGCUGGCCUGUGCCCUGGGCAGGAGAUCCAGUGAAGACGGUCUGGAGGUGGUCCAGAUGUAUCCUGAGAAGGGCAACAUGGGCAAGGUGCUGCCGGAAUACCUGAGCAACUGGACCACGGAGAAAGUCAAGAGUGAGGGGGUAAGGGUGAUCACAGAGGCGCUGGUGAAGAACGUGAGCUUCGAUGAUGGGAAGGUCCAGAUCAAACUGAAAGAUGGCCGUGUGGUGAAGACGGAUCAUCUGGUGGCGGCUGUGGGGCUGGAGCCCAGCACGGAGCUGGCCAAGUCCGCAGGGCUGGAGGUCGACUCAGACUUCGGGGGCUACAGGGUCAACGCAGAGCUGCAGGCCAGGUCAAACAUCUGGGUGGCGGGCGACGCGGCGUGCUUCUACGACAUCAGGCUGGGCCGCAGGCGGGUGGAGCACCACGACCACGCUGUGGUCAGCGGCCGGCUGGCCGGGGAGAACAUGACCGGCGCUAACAAGCCCUACUGGCACCAGUCUAUGUUCUGGAGCGACCUGGGCCCAGACGUGGGCUACGAGGCCAUCGGCAUCGUGGACAGCAGCCUGCCCACCGUGGGCGUGUUCGCCAAGGCCACCGCCAAGGACACGCCCAGGGCCGCCGCUGAGAUGUCAGGAACCGGGAUCCGGUCUGAGAGUGAGACGGAGGCGGUGGCCAGAAGCCCAGUGGCGUCCUCCACCCCGCCCCCCGCCCCCCUGCAGCAGAAGGACGACUACGGGAAGGGGGUGAUCUUCUACCUGCGGGACAAGGUGGUGGUCGGCAUCAUCCUGUGGAACGUCUUCAACAGGAUGCCCAUCGCCAGAAAGAUAAUCAAGGAUGGCGAGGAGCACGCGGAUCUGAACGAGGUGGCCAAGCUCUUCAACAUUCACGAUGACUGAGCGCGCUCCGUGGAGGCUGCCACUGAGCCAAUGAGAGGACGUCGUCUCUGCUCAUUAAGGCUUUGAACUUUCUCAGUCAUCGCCUGGCUCCCGCACACACACCUGCAAAGAUGCAGUUGGAAAAAGAAGAAUCUUUAUGGACAUCUGCUAAUUGUACAUUUCACUGCUUGGGGGGGGGGGGGGGGUUCUUUUCGUAAUUUGAUCAUUUGUUUCAGGUACAGCUGUUUUCGUUUUGUUUUCUAUUCAUGAUAUAGAUAUUCAAUCCGUCUCAAGAAUGCUGCCCUGCCUCCAAACCUUCACAUUGCGUCCUGUGAUUAAGCAGACUCUGUCCCUCCUCUAAAUUGUUUUGCUCGUCGAACAAUGUCCUCGGAGAUGUGUGUUUAUCCUCAGUGUGAUAAAAGCGGCUUAUCAUGGAAACGGCCGCAAUAAAGAUAUUUUUAAAGUGAAA
Messenger RNA from Osmerus eperlanus (European smelt), 2792 nucleotides. RefSeq names its product apoptosis inducing factor mitochondrion associated 1 (gene aifm1). The transcript has 22 exons. The coding region runs from base 122 to 2344 and encodes 740 amino acids. NCBI's taxonomy places the organism in Eukaryota, Metazoa, Chordata, Actinopteri, Osmeriformes, Osmeridae. Gene Ontology annotation, biological process: mitochondrial respiratory chain complex assembly; apoptotic process. Gene Ontology annotation, cellular component: mitochondrion; cytoplasm. Gene Ontology annotation, molecular function: protein dimerization activity; NAD(P)H oxidase H2O2-forming activity; FAD binding. The record is from RefSeq and is a predicted model, not a curated record.